Molecule: messenger RNA, 261 nt
Organism: Cooperia oncophora
Lineage: Eukaryota; Metazoa; Nematoda; Chromadorea; Rhabditida; Trichostrongylidae
Source: the annotation of a GenBank genome assembly
AUGGGAGUAUGUGGCGCAUGGUAUCUGUCAGAAUGUACUGAGAUCACUUGCUGUGAAUCAUAUCGGUUUCGGCUCUACAUUUUACUGUUCAGCAUUCUCUGUGUCUUAGCAGCUUUAUUGGUCGGUGCCACAUGGUUGCUGCUGGAAUUCCGCCCCGCAUACAGGAACAGGAUCCGUCGUACUGACUCAGAGCAAGCCCGAAUUGAGAUGAAGUCUUUUGAAGAGACGAAAUAUCUGCGACGUUAUUCCGAACUGAAGUGA